CGCUCGUCAAAUAAACAUAAAAGUUUUUAUUGUAUCCGACACGUUCUAGAGGAACGAAGCAAAAUGUUUUUAAUCCAAAGAUAAAAAUGAAAUUCGAAAUUGAAACUUCUAAAAUAAUUUUAAUUAUAUUUGCUUUCGAUUUGGUUACAAGUCUUCAUGUUGUUGAAGUGGAUGAUUCGUUAGAUAGAGAGGUUGAUGUAAAAUAUAAUAGUGAUGUUGAUUAUGGAAAAGAAAAGAAUGAAGAAGAUGAGAUUAAAGUUUAUUUGGAAGAAAAGUAUAGAUUCAAGAAUGAUAAUUCGUCUACUAGAUUUAGAAUAACGUUCGAUGAAAGAAUGGAUCCGGGUAAUGUAUUCCCAGAAUCAAACAACGAGCAUCUAGCAUGGGCAUUCCGAGCAUAUGCCGUGCGGCGCAUCGUGGGCGGCAUGGAGACGAGCAUAUGCAUGUAUCCUUACAAUGUGGCUAUAUCUAGGAAUGGCAAGCAUUGGUGCGGAGGGUCUAUCAUCGAUGAGCAGUGGGUGUUAACAGCUGGACAUUGUAUGGAAUCAGCAUUUGAUAUUGAUAGUGAUAAGAAGAAGCUGCAACCCUUCAUCAUCAGGGCAGGCAGUUCGUUCCACAAUCGAGGUGGUUACCAGGCCAGAGUCAAUAAGGCAUUCUUUCCAAAGGACUAUUCACCAGGCAAUGCAGACUACGAUUUCGCCCUGCUUCGCUUGGACCGUCCGAUGCCGAUCGGCAGGAAUAUUGCAGUUCUGAAUCUACCCUCAAGAGACUAUGUUGUUAAAUCGAGUGAUCUGCUUAUAGUCACUGGCUGGGGAAGCACUGAUGAAUCAGGUUUCGGCCACAUCCCGGAUCGUAUCCGUUUCGUGCCCGUCCCGGUGAUGCAACUCGACCAAUGUCAGAAGGCCUACAGAUUCUAUAUUACUAAGAGAAUGCUCUGCGCCGGGUAUGCGACAGGCGGAAAAGAUGCUUGUAACCACGACUCCGGCGGGCCAGCUGUGCGUGAUGGAGUCCUCUUGGGGAUCGUUUCGUUUGGCGGCAAACAGUGUGGUGACCCACGGUCGCCAGGAGUCUACAGCCGUGUAACAGAAAUAACCGAGUGGGUGGAAGAAACAGUAACAGCCAAUGAGGCUCACACCGUGCCAGAACUGAAGGCUAAGAUCGAAAAAGCGCGGCAAAGGGAACGGGAGUUGCAGAAAUUCAAAGCCCGCGUGGAAGACAAGAAAAACAAAAUCAAGAGUUGGCUGCGAGAAACCCUGCAGUCUCCCACCUUUUUAGAACUAGCCAAAAAGAAGCUUCGAGAAGCCGGCUUCAACAUACGAAAGAACUACCGCAGGGCGGACAUAGAACCAGAUUCUAUUAUGGAUGAUAAAACUAUGGAUGAAGUUAAUUUAUCUAAUCUAAUUAAUGACAGAAUUCUAGAAACGGAUGAAGAGAAUGAAGCUGAGGUUUUGUUGCGCACUUUGGCUAUGAAAGAGGUUAUGUUUGAUGAAGGUAGUGUGUUUGAAAAUAGAGAAAAGAGUUCGAGUAUGGAUAGCGAUGAAGCGAUAGAAGCUCUGAUUGCUUAUAUUAGUAAAUAAAGGAACUAUUCUUCAUGAGCAUAUUAUACAAUGAUUAUAUUUAAACGAUGUUGUAAAGCGUGUAUGUUUAUGUAUAGGUAGUUACAACUUUUUAUCUAUUUAAAAAAAAAAAUAAAAGUAUUAAACAAUAUGUUAACAAUUAACAUAGACCACUUUCAUACUUAUUUAAUGACUGCAUCUUAUAUUAUUACCUAAAGGUAUUAGUAGUUGCAUACUGUAAAAUAAGAAUUUAAUUAUUUUAAAUUAUUUUAUUUUUGUUAAAUUUUCAUUUGUAACACAUUUCUUUGAUUAUAGUAUUAUUA
Messenger RNA from Colias croceus (clouded yellow), 1876 nucleotides. Its product is annotated as serine protease 55-like. Gene Ontology annotation, molecular function: serine-type endopeptidase activity. NCBI's taxonomy places the organism in Eukaryota, Metazoa, Arthropoda, Insecta, Lepidoptera, Pieridae. Gene Ontology annotation, biological process: proteolysis. The record is from RefSeq and is a predicted model, not a curated record. The transcript is spliced from 8 exons. The coding region runs from base 87 to 1574 and encodes 495 amino acids.